AGCACAUGGCUGUAUCUAGAGAGCCCAGAGAGGCUGUUAUUGUAUUUGAGUGUAUCCAGCCGUAUCUACUCACAUCAAACACCUUUCAUAGCAUCGUGGAGAUCCAGUAAGGCUAAACUAAAAUAGCUGAAAAUGGCAAACCUGAACACUGGUGAGCGUUUGGUCUCUGAAGCAGCCACAGAAGCCAGGAAGCUCCCAACUGAGUCAGACAACUGGAUCAAGCCUCUUCUUCACAAAUCCCAGAAGGCCAAAGAGUUUGCUUACUGUCCUUACAGCAAAUUCAGGGUAGGAGCAGCCCUUGUGGCACACGAUGGAACAGUUUUCACAGGCUGCAAUGUGGAAAACGCAUGCAACAACCUUGGUCUGUGUGCAGAGCGGACAGCCAUAACCAAGGCUGUGUCUGAGGGAUACAGGAGUUUUAAGGCUAUAGCCAUCGCCAGUGACAUGGAGGAGGAGUUCAUCUCUCCUUGCGGUGGUUGCCGACAGUUUAUGAGAGAGUUUGGUGUUAAGUGGUCUGUCUUCAUGACCAAGCCGGAUGGCUCCUACAUGGACAUGUUGGUGGAGGAUCUGCUGCCAGUGUCAUUUGGCCCUGAUGACCUGAAGAAAAAGAAAGCCUCCAGUGAAUAGAGUGGAUCAACAUGAGGUACUGUCCAAAAAGGUACUGAUUAAAAGCCAUAUGAUGAUGAUGAUUUAAAUCAGAGUUUUCUAAAACGGUACCAUAAUGAACAAACUGGUGGACCUAUUUCAUUUAUUUGAAGCUAAGCCAGUGAAAGAAUGCUACACGAAUGACUUUUGUAGUGUCACUUUCCACAGUUA
This is a messenger RNA of Myripristis murdjan (pinecone soldierfish), 816 nucleotides long. Its product is annotated as cytidine deaminase-like. Lineage: Eukaryota; Metazoa; Chordata; Actinopteri; Holocentriformes; Holocentridae. The transcript has 6 exons. Gene Ontology annotation, cellular component: cytosol. The coding region runs from base 133 to 627 and encodes 164 amino acids. Gene Ontology annotation, molecular function: cytidine deaminase activity; zinc ion binding. The record is from RefSeq and is a predicted model, not a curated record.